AUGAACAAAAAGAGAGGGAAUAAGGAAGCGGAAUCAAAUAAAAUAACAAAUUUCUUUAAAAUAAAAAAAUGUAAUAUAAAAAAUGCAGAAACUAUAGAGUUUUGUGAACAAGAAUAUAAAAUACAAGCCAAUCAUGACAAACCGUCUGAAACGUGUAAUUUCGAAAUAUUUAACAAUGAUAAAAAAGAAACAAUCCUCAAAAAAAAUCACGACGAAUUUAAUACUAGCCUUUUGUUACAUACCGAUCAGACGGUAAAAAAUAUAAGCAAGCCACACUAUGAAAAUGGAGCAAACAAAACUAACACUCAUUACCGCCUAAUAUCCAAUGAAACGAACACCCAAUGCCGCUUACUAUCCAAUGAUACAAACAAAACUAAGCCUGAUUCACCACGUCAAUCACAAUAUAUGGACGCCAUACACACUACUUAUAACACACAAGAGAAUGAUGAAAAAAAUACACAACUAAAAUCAAUUUUAUUUAAUGGUAUAAAAAGAACAAAUAGUAAUGGAUUUAUCUUAAAAAAAAAAAAUAAAAAACAAAAAUUUGAAAUUGUUAAAGAAAAUAAUGAUCAGGAAAGAAUAUUACUAAAAGACUCAAAAUUAAACCAACUAAUUUUAGGAAAUAAAAAAAAUGAUAAUCCAAAAAAGCGUGGAAGAAAGAGAAAAAAUUUAUUACACGAACAAAAUUGCUUAAAAGAAAAAGAAAGUGAAGAAAAAGUGAAAAAAAAUUAUUUUGAAAAUUUUGGAAAGUUUGAGAAGUUUGAAAAGUUUGGAAAAUUUGAAAAAAUACCAUCAAGCUUGUGCAACAUAAACAACAUGAACAGGCAAGGUAAAAAAGAGGAUAUAAAUAAAGCCGAAAUAUGGAAUGGUGAUAAAAGUCGAGAGAAAAAAAAUUCCGUUAUAACACUUUUUGGUGAUGAUAUAAAAAUUAAAGUCAAUGUAGAUGAAAAUGUAUCAUCAGAUACAAAUUCCGAUUUAGAAAAUAGUUUUACAAUUUUUCGAUCUAAAAAAAAUUAUAAAGAAAAUUUAAAUAAAGAUAAAAAUGAUCAAGGUACCUCAAAAUGUGUUAGUAAUAUUUUAGACAUAUGUAUAGAUAAAUGUAAUAUAUCCGAUGAAUGGGAAAGCGAAAGAAAAUGUUCAUAUAAAAGAAAUUCAAUUUCUGAUGGAGAAAAUUAUAAUUACAAAAAUUAUUUAGUUAAUAUGUCUGGUGAAAAUAUAACAGAAAAGAAUAAUUGUGAAAUAGCUAGUAAACUUAGUAAAAAAUUUUCAAAACAUAAUUUAUUUGAUGAUACAGAAAAUAAUAAUGAAUAUAAUACCUACUUGUCUAUGUAUAGUGAUAAUCAAACAGAUUAUAGUGCCAUAUUUAAAUCAGAUGCCGAGUUAGAAUCUAAAAAAAAAUAUACGAGCAUUCAAAAGGGAAUACAUAAUGAUGAGCAUAGGAAAUGUCAUGUAAAUUCAAGAGCUAGUUGUAUUACAAAUACUGAUACAAUAAAUAAAAAAAAUAUUAUCAAUUUAAAUAAUAGAAGAUCUUGUUGGGGUAUGGGUUUUGAAACAAAUUUAAUGAUGGAAAAAACAACUCCAAAGAAAAUGUUUGAAAAUGAUGAACACAGUAAUAGUAGUGAAAAUAUAGAAAUACAAAAUAAUAUAUCAUGGGGAAAUAAUAAUGCAUUUUGUAAAAUUUCAAGUGUAAUACUUAAUAAAACUACAAACUUAACAACAAAAAUAAGUGUAGAAAAAGAAAGCCAAACUAGUAUGUCAAGGAAUAGUGCCUAUAAAAUGUACACACAAGGAAUAAUAAGUAAUACAAAUAAAGAAAAUCACCACAAUUUUACAGAUAAUUUACCUUUUAUAAAAAAUAUAAAUGAAAGUGAUAGUAUAAAAAGAGGGGAAAGUAUACAAGAAGAUGAUAAUAAAAUCGAACAAAAUAAUAUUAACAAGUUUAUGAAUAAUUAUUAUGAAGUAACUAAUAAUAUUGAAGAAAAAUUAAUAACAAUUAAAAAAGAUUUAAAAUUAAAUGAUAAUGUAAAAGAUAUAUUGAAUGAAAAAAAAAAAAUAAAAGUUUUAAGAACUUUAAAUAAACACUAUUUUGAUAAAGAAUAUAAUGAUUAUAAAAAUGUAGAUAAUGUGAAAUAUAAAAAGAAUAAUAAGCAUGAAAAUGAUUUACAAAAAAAUAUGUUUACUCUGAUUAAAGAUGAAUAUAAUAAACCUCUUACAUUUUUUAUUAUAGGGAAGUUUACAUUUUUUAGUAAUUAUAUUUUAUGUAAAAAAAUAAAAUAUUAUGGAUAUAAUGUGUCUAACAAUUUAAGACGAUGUAAUGCCAUACUUAUAGGGUAUGGUAUAAAUCCAGAGCUUUUAAAAAAAAUAAAAAAAUUUAAUGGAUAUAUUUUUAAUGAAAAAACAAUCUUAUCACAUUUUAAAAUAGAUAUAAAUAAAUAUAAAAAUUUAUUUAUUCCUAUAAAUAAAGAUAAUGGAAAAAGAUAUAAACUACUACUAAACGAGACAAAUAUUAAAAAUUGUUCUAUACAAUUAUUAACUAAUAAAAUUCAUAAUUUUUGUAAUAUUAUAAAAUUAUUAUUAAUACGUAUUAAUAAGUUAGAUUUUAAUAAGUUAGACAAAAAAAAUUUACUUAUUUUUAAAUUAAAAAAAUGUGUAAAUAAUUUUUUCUUAUUUUUAUAUAAUAUAAAUUGUAAACAAUUCAAUUUUAAUUUAUCCGAUUUUUUAUAUUCCUUUCAAAAAAAUUAUUAUCACAUUUAUGAAUAUGAAAUUGAUGAAAAUAAUUUCUUUAAAUAUUUUUCUUUUUUAAAUAAAUUUACACAAAUAUUUUCUGAAACUUAUAUUCAUCAUGACUUAAUACAUGUCCCAGACACUUUCCAACGAGAUCUAGAUAGUUUACAUUCGAUUAUAAGCUCUGAUAAGUUUUAUGAAGAAGUAGAAAUGAUUCAAAUAGAUAGUAUAGAUGAAGGAAACCUACAUAAUGAUGACACUCCAGAGUCAAGAAGUGAUUCCUCCUAUGGUUACAUAUCACCAUAUUACAACUUCAAUGACAUAGAAUCGAAUGAUGAACAUAAUAAAUCAGAUAUAGAUGAUAAAAAAAAAAAUGAUAUUUCAAAUUUAAGUGAAAAAGAGAUUAAAAAAAAUAUUAAAAAAUGUGAAAAAUUAAAAAAAAUUACAAGUUUAUGGAGUGUUUUUUUUAGACCAAAUAGUUUAUAUGAAAUAUGUGGACAUAAAAAUGAAAUAUUGUAUUUGUAUAAAAUUUUAAAAAAAAAAUUUCCAACUAUCGAGCAAAAUAAGAAAGAAGAAACAAAUUUAAAUUCGAACCUAAUAAACCAAAAUGAACGAGUAAAAAAAUGUGAUAAGAAAAUAGUGAAAACUACAAAAAGGGGUCUAAAAAAACAAAGCGGAAAAAAAAAAGAAUCAAACAAUUCAGACGAUAUAAAUAAUAUUAUUUUUAUUAUAUAUCCACCAAAUUGUUGUGUAAAAAGAAUAGUAGAACUAAUAUGUUAUUCAUGUGAUUUAUGCCCUAUAUAUGAAAAUAAAGUUCAAAAAUAUAAAAACAUAAAUUAUUUUUUUAAAUACACACAUGGUUUAAAAGCAGUAUCGAUCUAUAAUGCUAACAAGCUUGAUAAAUAUUCCUUACUAGAAUUAAAUACAAGGAAUGAUAUAUCUAUUUGUUUAUAUGAAGAUCCAAAUUAUAAUAUAAAUAGUGAAUAUAAUUUGCCAUUACUAGAUAAUAUAAAUCAUAUACUUGUAAAAUUUUCUUAUCCUUGUAAAAAAUCUAUUUUUUAUAGAUCAUUUUAUGUUGCAUCAUGUGCCAUAAAAAAUUUAAAAAAAAAAGAAUUUAAAAUGUUGUUUGAAACCUGUAAGCUUAAAAAUUCUACAUAUUCCAUUGAAAAUUUGUACAACAAAAUUCAUUUAAUUUAUUCGUAUGUAAAUUAUAUGGAAACAAGUGGAAUCCCAUACAAUCAAACUUUACAAAAUAGUGAAAAAAAUGAUGAUAGUCUUACAAAAUUAGACAAGAUGAAUUAUCCAUCUUUCCCAAACAACAUCAUAAAGGAAUAUGUCACGAAACAUAUUUUGAAUAAAUUCAUAACUACAAACUAUAAAGAAAUAGAAGAAAAAUACUUAUUUAGUAAACAACUAAAUUUGUAUUCUCAACAUUGUGAACAAAAUGAAAAAUGUAAUAACAAGCAAAUGAUACAACUAAAUAAUGAUUACUAUUUUUAUAGAGGAUUUGAAAUUGAAGAGAUUGAAGAUAUUAUUUAUGAAUAUUAUGAUAAACUUUUUAUAAAUAAUAAAGAAUUAUUUGUUUUAUCAAAUGGAGAAGAUAAAUAUAAUAAUGAUAUCAACUUAAGUGAUGAUAGUUUAAAUUAUUUUCAAGGGAAAGACAUACAAAAAAAAGAAAAUAUAUUAACAAAAAUAUUAGAACUAUUUUUAUAUUCCUCUAUUCUAAUAAAAUCAAAAGAUAUUAAUAUUUUACUAAUUGCUGUUGAUAUGGCAAUUUAUUGGAAUAAAUUUUUUUAUAUAAAUCCAUAUUGUAAUAAUGACAAUUUUUUGAAUGAAAUAAAAUUAAAAGAUAAUUUAAAAAAUAAAAUUGAAAAAUAUAAUAAAAUAUAUACAGAAAAAACUAAGAAAUAUAAACAACUUAUGGUACACUUUAAAUGUCCAUUUAAUUUUUCAUCUGUUUCCGUUAUUUAUGAUAUUUUACAUACAAAUAAAAUAUCUGGCUUUAAUGUAAAGAAGAAAUGA
Messenger RNA from Plasmodium vinckei vinckei, 4746 nucleotides. Its product is annotated as conserved Plasmodium protein, unknown function. Lineage: Eukaryota; Apicomplexa; Aconoidasida; Haemosporida; Plasmodiidae. The transcript has 2 exons. The coding region runs from base 1 to 4746 and encodes 1581 amino acids. The record is from RefSeq and is a predicted model, not a curated record.